Molecule: messenger RNA, 4085 nt
Organism: Babesia bovis T2Bo
Lineage: Eukaryota; Apicomplexa; Aconoidasida; Piroplasmida; Babesiidae
Product: variant erythrocyte surface antigen-1 alpha subunit
Exons: 3
Coding region: 60-4016 (1318 amino acids)
Source: RefSeq, a predicted model, not a curated record
UUUUAGCAUAGUGGGGGUGGUGAGGUAGUGCAGAAACACUAAUAUAGAAUGCGCGCCACAUGGUGAUAGUACCUGACAGUGUCCUUUACACUGGCGCGCCCAGUGCUAUGGAAAUCACUAUUGUACAGAAUUCAGUACAACUGGAGUACCAUGGCUAUCAAGGUGAUACCAAGGAAACUGACGCCAGCAAAGGCGCCUCUGAACAGCAAGUCAAGGAACACCUCAAUGGACUCUUCUCACUAGUACAGGGACUGGGUGGUACCGCUGUAGUACGGACCUAUAUAGACCAGUUGGCACAGGUACUCAGUGCACUCGUUGGGUGGAGUAGGAUAGAGAAGUGCACUGGCAAUGGUGGCUGCAAUGGUACUAGUGGUACUAGUGGCGAUAGCAAUCCGCACGGCCAAAGUGGCGGCAGUGGCAAGUGCGAGUAUCUAGAUGAUGUAGAGCAAAGCAACAAGUGUGCUGAUUGUGAAUGUAUGAAAUGGAAGGUGCCCGAUGCGGGUGAUCACACUAAGGGACACCACCUGGGCAGGGGGUGUACAAAGUGUAAGGGUAGUGGCACUGAAGAAGAUGCGAAGAAGCAGUGUCAGUGCAGUACUGGUGGUGGUGGUGGUGGCUGUCAGGGAGGUCCUGGGAAAGAGUGUGAAUGCGCUAAAGAAGGCAAAUGCUGCAAGUGUUGUUGUACAGGUUGUACUGGGAAGUGUAAUGAAAAGGCAAAGUGUAGUUGUGUCAAAGAGGAGGAAAUCAUUUGUCGUGAUAACUAUAGCGCAAAACGCUAUAUAUCAGCAUAUGUAGGAUCACUAAGGAGCUGGGUUGAUGGUGGCGGACUGUACGAACAUAAACCAAAAUGGAACGAACUGAUUACAACUGGAGGCACUACCAGUGGAACUGAGAUAAAGGAUGGUUUGACCCCCUCCCAACGCCGUCACCAAUGUGCCCAGACAUUACUAGGCUCAGUAUGUCUCAUCUGGAGUGGUAUUACUUAUAUGUAUUGGACAGGCAAGUAUGAAAAAACCAGCCCCCGGUGGAACAACCAUAUCCUGGAUGGUAGUGGUCUAGAUGACGGUACACUGUCCCAAUGGUUACAGGCCUUAGGGUUUCCUAGGGAGAUGUUGAAUAACCAUGGUCCUGGAAAUAGGUUGGAUGCUAUUAUAUGGGAUGGACUUAGUGAUAAGUUGCUUCUAGGGUUUGCAGUGCCUAGUGGCCUUAUAGGCAGUGGUGUUGCCAAUGACUAUAAUGGUAAUACAGCAAGGAAUCCAUUCGCUAUGAACUAUGCCGGUUUUGUGCAUACUGCACAUAGGGAUUCAUUCAAUGAACAAGCUAUUGUCUUCAAUAAUGGUGAAGGCUCUAGUACUAGUGACAUUGACCAGCACAAACGAGGUGCCCUCUUCAAGCUUUACAUUCUAUCAUGUGCCUAUUUUACUGGAUUGCAGAAAAGGAAUAGUGAGAGCACUACAAGGACUCCUAAGACCAUCCGUGAGAUCCUAUACUGGCUCAGUGCAUUGCCAUAUAGUCAGGCUUAUAAGGAGAUGCUAGAGUAUUCUAAGGGAAGACUCACAGUAGUACUCAAGACACCUAAUGAGGCCACAUCAACCAACGAGCAGCCACAACUCAUGUUCUACCAAGACAAACGCCCCCAUCCCAUUACAGUUGAUGAAUACAACCUAUUUGCCCACUUCCAAGCGGUGACUCAGUAUUGCCCCCUGGUCCUCAUCGGUAUCCAGGGUGGGCUCAAGAGCACUGACAAAACACUAGAACCAGCCAUUCACUCCCUCUAUGCCAAUACUACUUGCCACUUCACCUACCCAGCAGUUGAUAUACAAGCAUACAACCAGGUGGUACACUACAUUAGGGCUCUGUUCUAUCAACUAUACUUCCUUAGGAAGCAAUGUGCUGUGAAAGUCACUUGUGGAGGCAAAUGGCGUGAGUGUAGGUAUGGAAAUGGGGUACUUGGGAAGGAUGUAGUUAGCUGGAUGUGCCUGGGGUGUGACCCCAUGGAACAUGAUAGGAAUUAUAGGGUGGAGAAUAUGAAGAAGAUAUUGGAUGAACUAGUCGAGAAGGUAAAGGCAUUGGAAGGUGAGAAAGAUGACGAGGAAGAAGAAGGGAUUGCAGAGAAGGUAAAGGCACUACUGGAGAAGAUUGGUGAAGUGGUGGUACAGUUGGGUAAUGCCCAGGAGGCAUUGGAAGGGAAGGAUAAGGGGGCGAUAGAGGGGGUGAAGAGAGAACUGGAGAAGGCUAAGGAGGAACUAGUGGAGGCAGUGAAGCAGGUGAAGGAUGCGGUGGAGAAUUGUGGGCUGGAGGAGGCUAAGAAUAAACUAGAGGAGCUGACGGGGAAUGGUGGUCUGGAUAAGGCUAAUAGUGGUGAAUAUGAUCCUGGUAAGAACAAGAUAAGUGCCGCUAUCGAUGGAGUAUGCAAGGCAUUGGAGGCAUUGAAGAAGGAAAUGGAGAAACAGUUGAAAGAAGUUCUGGAGAAGGAACAAUCAGAUAUGGAUGACAUCACAAAAUGGUUUAUUCGAGAAAAGACUUUUUACAAAGCCGUCAAAGAACUCAUCUCCAUCUGCAACUCUCCCAAGUGCAGUGCAUGUGAGUCACACUCUACCAAAUGUGGCAAACCACCAACACCCAGCUUCUGUCAGACCUGUCUCCAACCAACCACCACUGGUGUCCCCUCCCCCCUCCAGGCAUUCCUCGAGGAUCGGUUACCAGGGUUUAGUUGUGAGGUAGUACGAAACACUGACACUGACCAGCCGUACCCACCUGCUGCAUCCCACUUGGGACACUGUAAUGGAUCUGGUCAGUGCUGCCCAUUGCCAAUGGGUUUUAGAGGGCACUUCCACGGCGGCAUCCGUGAUUGUACCGGCCAACGCCUUUAUGGUCUACUGUACUUCUUUAGUAACGAGAACAUGAUGCAGUCUUGUGUUUAUACACUAGUGAGGGUCACAGCAGCUCUCAGUGCUACGACACCACAGGUGUUGGGUGAUGUCUUUGGGUUCUUUAGAGGGGGUAUAGGAGAGAAGGAAAGUGGAAAGACCAAGAAUGGACAGACAAACAAGGCGUGCGAGCACACCAAGGACCCAUCUACGAAAGGAGCUGAUGACUACUUUUGCGGCUGGUGCGCUUCUGGGUUACGGGAUGAAGUAAAGAAGAUAGAGUGGAUACCAAAGGGGGAUGACAGUGUUAAAGGAGGGAAGUACAGAGGGAGUGUCGGUACAGCCCUGAUAGAGAUUAAGGGAGACAAGGGUAGUGUGAGUGCUCCACAGUCCACUAAUACAUCCCUAUCACGACUCACUAAGAACUGCCAGUACCUCUCCCCCCUAACCGGUGAACUCUAUACAGCAGUGAGUGCCACUUUCGGCGGAACAUACCUCUCAUGGGUACUGUAUCUAUCAGAUGCACUUCAAGGGGGACUAGAGUCACUCUCUGAGGCAUUCCAACAGAUUGAAUGCCGGGGCUGUAAGGGAAACUGUGAUCCCAAUAAGUGCAGGAAGGGAAGUCAUGGAAGCACUGCAGAGGGCUCUAAGGGCACAGCACUCUGCACGUGUCAAUCAAUCGUAUCAUGUACCGGGGUACUACCCGUAUUGUAUAGACAUGGAUUCAGCUACGGUAACCCAUUCAAUCUGGAGGGGUACCAACAGAAGGAUGGGAAGACAGAGGGGGAUUAUAGUAUUCAAAAGAAGGAUGACAAGAAGCAAUGUCAUCAAUUCCUAGAGAGUCUCAGUGCAGUGAUCAAGAACAAGCAGGACCAGGCCACCUCUCAGGAACAUCCAUUGACAGAACUCCUCACCCAGGUCGGCCAACUGCAAUACGACAUACGCCUCCCCUGGAUCUUUGUCCUCACGUUAGCCUGGCUAGUAGCAGUACUCUACCUUGCCUUUGGAGCCAUAUGGCCACUGGACUGGACACAUAUGAGGUCGCAUUGGUUACGGGGUGGAGCACACCAGUGGCAAUGUAUGUGGGAUAAGGUGAUGACGGGACGUAAAGGAAUGGAACUGGUGGAGUAUUUUGGUAAGACAUAGUGGCGCCUUAGGCGCAACAGUGCUAUAAGGUGGUAGUUAGUAUCGGGGGUAGUAAUGUGGAGCAGUCUA